AACGAGAACACACAUGCUAUACAUAGAUCUCAGACUGAAGAUGAUCAUGCUGAUAUGGAUUACAAGGAUGCUUUUUAAUCAAAUUAAUUUUGCACAGACAAGCGGUAUCAAUCAGCCAACCCCAAUAAUCACUGCUGAUGUUGGUGAUAAUGUGACUUUGCACUGCUUUCAAAUAGAAAAUGAAAAUACUGAAGUUGUCAUUUGGUACAAGCAAAAAAUAGGACAUGAGCCUCAUGUAAUGGUCACGGUUCAUCAUACACCUACUUAUGAAAAGAAGUUCAAGUCACCAAGAGUCAACAUUGAGAAAGAAAAAGGGGGCUGCCAUUUAAAAAUUUCUGAUGUGCAACCAUCAGAUGAAGCUAUGUAUUACUGUGGAAUUCUAAACUAUGGAAAGGCGUUUGGAAAAGGAACAUUUUUAUCAGUGAAAGGUAAACCUGAUUUAAGCGUCUCCGUGUUCCAAAGUGGCGGGUUGGACUCGGUUCCUGCAGGAAUGUUAGUGACUCUGCAGUGCUCGGUUCUCUCUGAGAGCAGAGCAGCAGAACUCCAAGUGCUCUGGUUCAGAGCUGCUCCACCACAAUCCCAUCCUCAAAUCAUUUACACUCAUCACAACAGCAGCCAUCAGUGUGAGAGCGGCUCUUCUACACACACCUGUGUGUACAACUUCUCCAAGAACAUCCUCAGCCUUAAUGAUACUGGGACUUACUACUGCGCUGUGGCUGUGUGUGGGAAGAUUGUUUUUGGAAAUGGGACAAGAGUACAACUGGAGAGCUCUGUGGAUCCUGUAGUGAUCGGCCUCGCUGUAGCUUUGGGAGUGUGUGUGGUUAUGAUCUUUGCUUUAACCUUUGCUGCAACUUGUAAAAGCAGAAAUCAUGAACUAUAUAGAGAGAGAUUAGACGGUUCAGUGACAAAUAAAAGCCACAAUCAGGAGUCUGAUAAUAUGGAGCUGAGUUAUGCUGCCUUACAUUUCAAUGGGAGGAGAACCAAAAGAGGAAGAGUAAAGAAACACCAAUCGCAAGAUAUUAUAUAUUCAGAUGUGCAAUGUCCUCCUAUAACUUAGAUUUAGUCUUUAAGAUGAUUUAGUGUCAAUAAUUUUUAAUGUUUCCAGGUUUCAUUUUUACUGUAGGUAUGUGGAGUUAUUCUGAAAGGUUAAUAAUUUAAGCUCUAAUCUAAUAGUCCCAAAAUCACUCAAAAACUUUUGACUUUAAUAAUGGUUCUGGGAAUGAGAUUUUAUUUUUUAUUUUUUUAUUAAAAAAAAAAAAAAAACAGUUGUUACACUAGUGAGAAAAAAAAAGCAUACAGUACUCUGUUUCUUAUGUUGUUUAAUAUUACAGUAAAAUAGUGGCAUCAAAUGGUUAAAAAUUUGGGCUUUCAUACUGAUGCUAGUUCAUUUGAAACCCUAGCACAUAGAUACAUGCCAGCAACA
Molecule: messenger RNA, 1423 nt
Organism: Clarias gariepinus (North African catfish)
Lineage: Eukaryota; Metazoa; Chordata; Actinopteri; Siluriformes; Clariidae
Exons: 6
Coding region: 14-1057 (347 amino acids)
Biological process (GO): response to bacterium
Source: RefSeq, a predicted model, not a curated record